Messenger RNA from Wyeomyia smithii (pitcher-plant mosquito), 5850 nucleotides. RefSeq lists its product as uncharacterized. Lineage: Eukaryota; Metazoa; Arthropoda; Insecta; Diptera; Culicidae. Gene Ontology annotation, biological process: DNA integration. The transcript is spliced from 2 exons. Gene Ontology annotation, molecular function: nucleic acid binding. The record is from RefSeq and is a predicted model, not a curated record. Bases 1 to 5850 code for a protein of 1949 amino acids.
AUGCGCUCAUCACUUUCCAAAGACGAGAGGUGUCUGUUUUGCCGGAAAACGGAGGAUGAAUCUGUCGAUAUCGACUGGGUCCAAUGUCCGGAGUGCAGAAAAUGGGCACAUUUUUCUUGCGCAGGUGUGGAUCAGGAGGUAGCCAAUACGGAUUGGUACUGUCCGCGAUGCGAUAGAUCUGCUGAUCAACCGUUGAAGGUACCGGAGGCAGGUAAGAAGCGUGCUAAGAAAUCUGGCUCGAAGAGCGAUGCAGGAUCCGAGCAAGGGGCUGGUUUCGUCAUAGGUUCGACUGAGCAGCAGUCGGAAGAGGAACAGCGAAUGAGGCAGGAUUUUGCGAAGCAGAUUGAGGUCCGGAAGAUACAGCUCGCUAGAAAGAAGGCUUUUUACGAAGAACAAAUGCAGCAAGAACGGGAAAUGCGCGAACAGGAGCUUCAAUUCCAACGAGAAAUGGAAGAGCAGCAGUUAGAGCACGAGCAAAAAAUGUUGGAAUGCCAACUGGCUGCCGAACGAAAUUUCGUUAAAAGGCGGGAUACGAUUCGGAAGCAGUUAGAAUGUAGUAUUCAGCGAGUCAACGCUUUGAAAAAGCAAGAGGACGCGGUUGGGAGAAAAAACGAAGGUGCUCUGGAUGCAAAAUCGAAGUCGAAGGUAAACGAUUGGUUGCAAGAGCAAAGAAAAUUUGGUGCGGGAUCGGUAGCAAAAGACUAUCGCGGUGCUAUACCGAAAGGCGAAUCACGACGAAGUGAAACGGAGACGCAGCGAUUGAAUACAUCCGGAAUCGGAGGUGGCGAAAUUGAGGACAGCGGAGAUGCAGAGAGCAUUGACAGUGACGUUUUCGAGGAGCCUAAAAACAGCGUUUACGACAGUGUGCGCAGUAAGGCAGUCGAAAAUGGGCCGGGGCGCUGUGUUAACAGGAUUUCGAGAGACCAGUUGGCUGCUCGAAAAGCGGUAUCUCAUAAUCUGCCAAAGUUCAGGGGAGAACCGGAAGUGUGGCCGCUUUUUAUAAGCAGUUUCGAGUACACGACGACGGCUUGCGGAUUCUCGAAUUUGGAAAAUUUGAAGAGAUUGCAGGAUUGUUUGAUGGGAGACGCGCUUGAAGCUGUAAGGAGUCGGCUAGUGAUACCGGAUUCUGUACCGGAUGUGAUCCAAGAUCUUAGGAACCUUUUUGGGAAACCAGAGAAGCUGCUCAAGACCCUGUUGGCGAAGGUAAGGAAUGCACCGGCACCGAGAGCGGAUCGCUUGGAAACAUUUAUCAACUUCGGGAUUACUGUAAAGCAGCUGUGCGAUCAUCUCGAGGCUGCUCGCUUGAUUGAACACCUUAACAACCCGAUGCUGGUAUCGGAGUUAGUCGAUAAGCUGCCGCCAAGUUACAAGCUGGAUUGGGUCCGGUAUAAGCGGAACAAGGUAGACAGUCCACUUCGUAUGUUCACGAACUUUACGAACGAGGUCGUGUCUGACGUGUCCGAGGUUACGGAGUUUGCCAUGCUGUCGGUGAACGAUCAUGCGCGGUCUAGUAGAGGUAAUCCAAAGAUGAAGGAGUUUGUGCACAUGCACGAUUCAGAGGAGCGUAAUGACGGUUAUAAGAAUGACAUAGUAGGAAAGGUAUGUUGGAUCUGUAAACGGCCAGAUCAUCUGAUCAAGUCAUGCGAAAGGUUCAGACGAAUGAAUGUGGGGGAGCGGCUGAGGGAAAUUGAGAGGCAGAAGCUAUGUGGGCUAUGCCUUAAUAAACACGCUAAUGGGCGAUGUGUGUCGAAGUCUCGGUGCACGAUUCGGAAUUGUCAGCGCAACCAUCAUCCACUGUUGCAUCGAGUCGAAGAAUCGGUUCAGUUGCAGAAGGCGGAAUGUAAUGCGAUGAAGAAUGCUGAUAAUGCGGUGAUCUUUCGGAUGAUGCAGAUAACUCUUUACUACGGAAGUCGGCAGUUUGAUACGUUGGCGUUUCUUGACGAAGGCUCGUCAACUACGUUGGUGGAUGAUUCGGUAGCCAAGCAGUUGAGAGCGGAGGGUAUGCUAGAGCCCCUGAUCGUCACUUGGACGGGCAACAUCAACCGUUACGAGAACAGGUCCAGGAGGGUGGAAAUAAUGAUAUCCGCGAAAGGCUCGAAGGAGAAGUUCCCGUUGUUCAAUACUAGGACGGUUUCGGAGUUGCAGUUGCCAAAGCAAAACGUACGGCUUGCGGAAGGGGCGAAACGGUAUCAGCAUUUGGCUGAGGUACCAAAUAAGGAUUAUCCGUCGGAGCUGCCCAAGAUUCUUAUAGGUUUAGACAACCUAUAUCUAUUCGCGCCAUUGGAGUCGCGCAUCGGUAGACCAAGUGAACCUAUCGCAGUACGGUCGAGGCUCGGCUGGACGAUUUAUGGGUUGGAAAAACGUAAGACCAGUGUCCACACAUAUCUGAAUCUGCAUUCAGUGGCACGAGUGAGCAACCAAGAGCUGCACGACCUUAUUUGGAAACAAUAUGAGAUGGAUGAGACAGCGGUUACACCGUUCACCGCGCCGGAACCGGUCGACGAGAAACGUGCUCGAGAAAUUCUCGAAACGACAACGAGGAGGGUGGGCGAUCGUUUCGAAACAGGGUUACUGUGGCGAAAAGAUGAGCGAUGGUUUCCUGACAGCUAUCCGAUGGCUGUGCGGAGAAUGAGGGCACUCGAACGAAAACUGGAGAAGGAUCCAGCGUUGAAACAGAACGUCUGCCAGCAGAUUGUGGACUACCAAAAGAAGGGUUACGCUCAUAAAAUAACUGCAGAAGAGAUCGUAGAAACUCCUAGCUCGACGGUGUGGUACCUACCGAUGAACGUGGUGAUAAAUCCGCGGAAACCUGGUAAAGUACGCCUGGUUUGGGAUGCAGCUGCGUCAGUUGGAGGUGUUUCGCUGAACUCAGCGUUACUGAAGGGACCGGAUAUGCUGGUACCACUUCCCAAAGUCGUUUGCGGGUUCCGACAAGGUCCAGUGGCUUUCGGAGGGGACAUCCAGGAGAUGUAUCACCAGUUAAAAAUCCGGACUGAAAAUAAGCAAGCGCUGCGUUUCAUGUUUGGCAGUGACUCAACUGGAGCACCGCAAGUAUAUGUGAUGGACGUGGCAACUUUCGGUGCAACGUGUUCGCCAUGUUCAGCGCAGUUCGUUAAAAAUCUAAAUGCGAAACAGUUCGAAAAAGAGUUCCCGGAAGCAGCGGUAGCUAUAAUAGAGAAGCACUACGUGGAUGACUACUACGACAGUGUAGAUACCGUCGAGGAGGCAGUCGAACGGGCAAGGCAAGUGCAAUAUAUUCACUCGAAGGGAGGAUUUCACUUACGAAACUGGGUGUCGAACUCGGAGGAGUUUCUGCAGAGAAUCGGCGAACGUAGUGCAGACACAGCAGUGCAUUUCAGUCGAGACAAAGGCACGGAGUACGAGCGUGUUCUAGAGAUCGUUUGGGAACCGGUGGAUGAUAGUUUUUGUUUCGCUACCGCUUCAAAGACGGAUUUCCUCAAAAUCCUCAAUGGCGUGGAACAUGCGACGAAGCGGGCGGUUCUCAGCUUUGUGAUGGCUCAAUUUGAUCCCAUGGGAUUCCUCACACCGAUUACCGUAUGUGGAAAAAUGUUGGUCCAGGAUCUUUGGAGAAAUGGCUGUGAAUGGGAUGCUAGGAUCGAUGAAGUAUCGUUCCAGAAAUGGCUGCGCUGGAUACAGAUGAUGCGAAACGUUGGGUCGUUCAAGCUGCCAAGGAGUUAUUUUGGAGGUGCAAAGUCUAACGAAAUAACGAAUCUGCAGUUGCACGUAUUCGUUGAUGCUAGCGAGACAGCGUACGGGUGUGUAGCGUAUUUCAGGGCGAUUGUGCAAGGAGAAGUAAGGUGUGCGUUGGUCAUGAGUCGAUCUAAGGUGGCACCAUUGAAGCAGAUCUCGAUCCCACGACUAGAGCUUCUGGCUGCUGUUUUGGGAGCACGGUUGUCGCGGGCUGUGCUCGAGAACCACAACAUCGUUAUUGGAAAAAUUGUUUACUGGAUCGACGCGAGCGUAGUGCUAUCGUGGAUUCGAUCCGAUCAGCGAAGGUACAGACAGUUCGUGGGGUUCCGGAUUGGCGAGAUUCUUACUCUGACGAGGUUAACCGAUUGGCGCUGGGUACCGACCAGAGUUAACGUUGCAGACCAGCUUACGAAGUGGGGCAAGGAUCCGGAUAUGCAUCCUAACAGUUCGUGGGUUCGCGGACCAGCGUUUUUGUACCAAAGUGAAGAAGGGUGGCCGAAAAGAGAACUGCCGCCGGCAAACACGACAGAGGAACUGAGAAUCCAUCUAUUGCUGCAUGAGGUGAAAGGAUCGGAUGUUCUCGUGGAUCCUGGCCGCUUCUCUAAAUGGACGGUGUUAGUACGAACUAUGGCGUGCGUACUUCGUUUCGUAUCGAAUUGUAAAAGAAAUGUUGCCGGGUUGCCGGCUGCGUGCAACGAACAAGCAGGCGAAGGCACUGAAGUUAAGAAAAGGCGCGUCGAUCAGGCGGCCGCUUCAGCAAAGGAUCGUCCGACUGAUCAGUGGAUAACCAUCGAAAGGUCUAGUCCGUUGUACAAACUGACUCCGUUGCUCGAUGAGAGUGGCUUGAUCCGCAUGGAGGGACGAGUUGAGCGAGCAGACUUUCUUCCGUUUGUUUUACGUUUUCCAGCGAUUCUGCCGAACAAUCAUAGAAUUACGUGGUUGAUUGUUCAACAUUAUCACGAGAGGAGUGGACAUGGAUACCGCCAGGCGGUGAAAAACGAGCUGAGGCAAUUGUAUUACAUUCCACACGUGGAUGCGGUGGUUCGAAAGGUAUCGUCUUCAUGCGUUUGGUGCAAGGUGCAUCGUAGUCGGCCUCAAGUUCCGCGUAUGGCUCCGCUGCCGGUACAGAGACUCACGCCAAACCUUCGUCCGUUCAGCUUCGUUGGAGUCGAUUAUUUGGGACCGUUUGAUGUUACUGUUGGGCGCCGAACAGAGAAACGGUGGAUCGCGCUGUUUACCUGUCUGGUAACACGCGCGGUGCAUUUGGAAGUGGCACACGGGUUGACUACUCAGUCGUGCCUAAUGGCAGUAUAUCGGUUCGUGGGUCGUCGUGGUUGGCCGUGCGAAUUCUUUUCCGAUAACGGAACCAAUCUGCGAGGAGCUAGCAAAGAAGUGCUAGAAGUUGUUCGGGGAAUAGGAGACGACUGCGCCGAUCAAAUUACAAACGCUCGGACAAAGUGGACGUUUAAUCCGCCAGCAACACCCCAUAUGGGAGGCGUAUGGGAGCGUCUUGUACGUUUAGUGAAGGAGAUGCUGACGGCUCUUGACGACGGUAGGCGUGUAACGGAUGAGAUUCUGCAAACAACUAUUGUCGAGGCGGAGGACAUAAUAAAUUCUCGUCCGCUCACCUACGUUUCACAGCAGACAGAGAAAGCUGAAGCACUCACCCCGAACCACUUUUUGAGGGGUACCUCACCGAACCAGCCUUGCGCAGGUUCACCAGUUGUACACACAGCAAAAGCACUUCGGGACGCGUUUCAGCGUUCACAGCAGUUAGACAACGUGAUGUGGGAGAGAUGGAUAAUGGAGUAUGUUCCCUCGCUAAAUCAGAGGACAAAAUGGUUCGGCGAGACUAGACCGUUGAAAUCUGGAGAUUUGGUGUACGUCGUGGAAGGUAACAGCCGAAAGUGCUGGAUUCGAGGAGUGGUGGAGGAACCCAUCGUGUCAGGUGACGGACGGGUUCGACAGGCAUGGGUGCGAACAAAAAGCGGAAGGUUCAAGCGAGCGACAGCGAAACUAGCAGUGAUGGAGAUUCAAGAAGGUAACUCUGAGCCGGAUAGCACUCCCGGGACAGGGUUACGGGCCGGGGAAUGUUCUGGCCACACUGGUUAUGUUUCAGCCGCGUCGCUGCAUGCUUGA